This is a messenger RNA of Lathyrus oleraceus (garden pea), 1457 nucleotides long. Its product is annotated as probable methyltransferase At1g27930. The coding region runs from base 390 to 1244 and encodes 284 amino acids. NCBI's taxonomy places the organism in Eukaryota, Viridiplantae, Streptophyta, Magnoliopsida, Fabales, Fabaceae. The record is from RefSeq and is a predicted model, not a curated record. The transcript has a single exon. Gene Ontology annotation, biological process: xylan biosynthetic process.
AUAAUAUUACCCUGAAAAAUGACACACUGUUUGUUUCUACAUCUAAAACUUCAAUUCCCAAUCACCACCAUCCCCAUCCCAACGAGGCCCCCAACAAUUUGGAUAUUAAAAUCCCAAAUUCCUUCAAAAACAAUUGCUUAAAAAAGAAUCACUAACAUUCCAUUCCCUAAUCUCUUUGCCAUUGAACCCUCUCACUCUCACUCGUUCUCUUGCUCUACCAAUUUUCCUCAUUCCCAUCCAAUCCAUCAUUAUCAUUUGACAAAAUCAAACCACCUUCAUCAUCACCUUCUCUUAACUUUCAAGCAAAUCCCAACACAAACAUGUUACACAAACACAUCAACACAACCGCAUUAUUAAUACAUUAACAACACCAAAAAAAACCUUAAAAGAUGAAGAACCGUUAUCCACUCCAACAGAGAAAGCUAUUCAUCGGAUUAGCAACCGUUGGAUUAAUCGGAGCAGCACUAUUCAUCGCCACCGCAAUCACCGCCUCCGACACAUCAUCAUUACACUGUCCAAUUUCAACCGGAAUCCGAACCAGAUCAAACGACGACAACAACAACCCAACCCCGAUCCAGCUACAAUCAAUACUCCACUACGCCACAUCACGCGUCGUUCCUCAACAAUCUGUCUCCGAGAUCAAGAUCAGUUUCGAUGUAUUGAAAUCCUAUAAUCGUCCCUGCAACUUUCUGGUAUUUGGACUCGGUCACGAUUCACUCAUGUGGGCCUCGUUUAAUCCAGGUGGCAACACGCUCUUCCUUGAAGAAGAUCCUCGAUGGGUUCAAGCCGUUCUCAAAGACGCACCGGGCCUUCGGGCUCAUACAGUUCGUUACCGGACACAGCUCCGGGAAGCCCACAAGCUCAUCACAUCUUACCGCUCCGAGCCCACUUGCUCUCCUUCUAAAACCUUCCUACGUGGCAACAAAGCUUGUAAACUCGCGCUUGAGAAUUUACCGGAUGAAGUUUACGAUACGGAGUGGGACCUUAUUAUGCUAGACGCGCCUAAAGGGUACUACGCGGAGGCUCCGGGACGUAUGGCCGCCGUGUUCUCCGCUGCUGUUAUGGCGAGAAACAGAAAGGGAUCUGGUGUGACGCAUGUUUUUCUGCAUGAUGUGGAUCGUAAGGUGGAGAAGGCUUAUGCUGAAGAGUUUCUUUGUAAGAAGAACAUGGUGAAGGGUGUUGGAAGGUUAUGGCACUUCAAGAUACCACCGUCUAACAACACUGAUGCUGAUCGUUUCUGUUAAACUAUAAUUACUGUUCAUCCUCUUCUUCUUCUUUCUGUUAUCAAAGAUAGAAACAGUUUACCAUUACCCUGUGUUACAGAUUUACGUUAAAUUUUUUUGUUCAAAGAAAGAAGUUAAAUUUUGUUUAUUAUUACAAUAAUGUGUUAUUUUGUAUUAUUGUUGUUACAUUUCGUUAUUCCGAAAUUUGGUGAAAAAGGGAAUCACCGACGUAUA